AUGAAGACUUCUAUCUCCAUUCUCACCCUUCUUUCAGCCUCGUUCGUGGCAGCAGCCCCAGCACCUUUUGUGGGCCAGGGACCUGUAGUCGCGGCUGGUACCGAGAACGUAGUCAUUCCUUCUACGAACUUCGGCCGCCGAGAGGAAGACGUUGUACAGAAGUUUGGAGAGAGAGCCCUCAAGCUCCGUGGUGCGCUCUUGGCUGCACGCGGCGGCAUGGGCAAGGAUAAUGGUAAUGCGGAUGCUGAGGUAGCCAACGCUGAGGGCGCUGCGGCUGCCGGUAACAACGACGCUCAGGAUCAGGCGGCACAGGAUGCUGCCGCUGCUGAAGAUGCUGCUCAGGGCAAGGGCAAGGGCAAGGGGAAGAACGCCGAAAAGCAGGCUGCCCAAGAAGCUGCAGCAGCUAAGGAGCAACAAGCUGCCGCCGAUGCUCAGGCACAGCAGGAUGCUGCGGCCGCUGGGAUGAUGAACCAGGGCCAAGCGCAGAAUGCAACUGAGCAGAUGGGAGCAGCAGACCAAGCUGCCGCCGAUCAGCAGGCAAAACAAGACGCUGCUCAACAGGAGGCCGCCGGAGGCAUGAACCAAGACCAAGCACAGAACGCCCAUGAUCAACAGGCAGCGGACCAAGCGGCGGCUGAUCAACAGGCACAGCAGGAUGCCGCGGCUGGGGGUAAAGACCAGGCACAGGACGGUGCUGCAGCCGAUCAAGCAGCGGCUGACCAAGAGGCUGCUCAGGAUGCUAAGCAAAACCAGAAUGGAAAACAGCAACAAGAUGCAAUGGACCAAGCCGCAGCUGAUCAGCAAGCCGCCCAGGAGCAAAAGGGUGCUAUGGGAGCCGAUCAGGCAGCUCAGCAAGACCAGGCAAAGCAGCAGCAGCAAGAGCUAGAGCAAGCUGCCGCUGAGCAGGAGGCUGCCCAACAGAAAGCCGACCAGAAGCAAAAGGAAAAGGAUCAGGCUCAGUUGGAGGCAGACCAGGCGCAGAUGCAACAAGAUGCUGCGAAGGGCAAGGGCAAGGGCAAGGGCCAAGCUGCCGCUGACCAAGCUGCCGCCGACCAAGCUGCUGCCGACCAAGCUGCUCAAGCUGGAAAUGCGACCGGAGUAGUUGACGCUGGAGCCGCAGCCAACGGCACUGGCAACGCGAACAAUGGCAACAACAACGGCAAAGGCAAGGGUAAGGGAAAGGGAGAUGGUAAGGGCAAGGGCAAGGGCAAGAACAACGGCAACAACGGCAACAACGGUAUCGCACAGCUUCUCCAGGAGGCUGAAGCAGCUCUUCAGGCCGGCGGACAGCAGGGUGGAGCUAGUGGAGCUAGUGCAGCUGGUGGCAUCGAAGGUCUUCUCAGCAGCCUCCUUGGUGGUGGUGCCGGAGCUGGUGCUGGAGCUGCUGGAGCCGCUGCUGGUGCUGGCCAACAGAAGGCUGGUGGAAUCGCAGGCCUCGACUUGAGCAAGCUUGGCAUUGGACGCCGUGCCUUCCGUGCCUAG
Alternaria alternata is the source of this 1482-nucleotide messenger RNA. RefSeq lists its product as hypothetical. Lineage: Eukaryota; Fungi; Ascomycota; Dothideomycetes; Pleosporales; Pleosporaceae. The coding region runs from base 1 to 1482 and encodes 493 amino acids. The transcript has 4 exons. The record is from RefSeq and is a predicted model, not a curated record.